This is a messenger RNA of Eptesicus fuscus (big brown bat), 1245 nucleotides long. It is a transcript of the gene PHOSPHO2, whose product is annotated as phosphatase, orphan 2. The record is from RefSeq and is a predicted model, not a curated record. Gene Ontology annotation, molecular function: phosphatase activity. Bases 475 to 1200 code for a protein of 241 amino acids. Lineage: Eukaryota; Metazoa; Chordata; Mammalia; Chiroptera; Vespertilionidae. The transcript is spliced from 4 exons.
UGGGGCCGGAGAGCACAGGCUGCGCCUGCGCGUGAAGCAAAGGCCGGUGCUCGAGUGGGGCGUCCCCACGGACAGGCGCGGGGACGCUCCGCGGGAGCAGGGCGGAGGCCAGCACAGCUGCCGACUCCUGUGCUGGGCCCGCGAGGAGAUUCUGGGGGCCCCGGCUGCUGCCGCAUCCUCAUCCAUCACGUGCCUCCGCGGGACGACCCCUCCUAGGUCCCUGCCCUGCCUUCCCGGCGGCCCCGGCAGGUUUUCUAUCAGAUGUCCCACCAUAAGAAUGCUGGAGUUAAGAAGUCUUUGUUCCUUUGCUCCAAACCAGAAGACUUUGUUACCUGCAUAUAGAGUAGAGUAAUGUUGGUUAGAAACGGGCUGGUGUUGGAAACUGAAGAUUGUCAUGACUAUGACUCUAUGCUGAAAUAAGAUUAAUUGUCUUAGAAAUACUUAGUUGGGGUAACCUAAAUCUGUUUUGGAACCAUGAAAAUUUUGCUGGUUUUUGACUUUGACAAUACAAUCAUAGAUGACAAUAGUGACACCUGGAUUGUGCAAUGUGCCCCAGAGAAAAAGCUUCCUAAUGAACUACAGGAUUCUUAUAAAAAAGGAUUUUGGACAGAAUUUAUGGGCAGAGUCUUUAAGUAUUUGGGAGAGGAAGGUGUAAGAGAAGAUGAAAUGAAAAGAACAAUGACAUCAAUGCCUUUCACUCCAGGAAUGGUGGAGCUUUUAAACUUCAUAAGAAAGAACAAGGACAAAUUUGAUUGCAUCAUUAUUUCAGAUUCAAAUUCUGUCUUCAUUGAUUGGGUCUUAGAAGCUACCAACUUUCAUGAUGUGUUUGAUAAAGUGUUUACAAAUCCAGCAGCUUUUGAUGGCAGUGGUCAUCUCACUGUGGAAAAUUAUCACGCUCAUUCUUGCAAUAGGUGCCCCAAAAACCUUUGCAAAAAUGUAGUUUUGGUAGAAUUUGUAGAUAAACAGUUACAACAAGGAGUGAAUUAUACACAGAUUGUUUAUAUAGGUGAUGGUGGAAAUGAUCUUUGCCCAAUAACCUUUUUAAAGAAAAAUGAUGUUGCCAUGCCACGGAAAGGAUAUACUUUACAGAAAACUCUUUCCAGAAUGUCUCAAAAUCUUGAGCCUAUGGAAUCUUGUGUUGUAGUUUGGUCUUCGGGUGUUGAAAUAAUUUCUCAUUUGCAAGUUCUAAUAAAGGAGUAAUAUGCCAACAAUUGAAAUGUGUACCAGUUAAGAUGGGGUACAGCA